Molecule: messenger RNA, 2676 nt
Organism: Anthonomus grandis grandis
Lineage: Eukaryota; Metazoa; Arthropoda; Insecta; Coleoptera; Curculionidae
Exons: 2
Coding region: 69-2594 (841 amino acids)
Biological process (GO): telomere maintenance; DNA repair
Molecular function (GO): DNA helicase activity
Source: RefSeq, a predicted model, not a curated record
UGGAUAAAUCGGUAAUUCUAACGCCAAUAAAAAUUGACAAAACCAAGGAAGCGGAUUUACGUAAGGCCAUGUCUGAAAAGUUUUUAAUGAUAAUGCGUAGGCUUAAGGAUAAACCAGAUUUAUCAUUUGAAAACUUUUUGGCUGACCUUGGUAUGUCUAAGGAUGAGUAUCUUAAUGUUAUACAGCACAACAUUUUUAAAACCACUUUAUUUUUAGAAAGGCUGCCAAAAGAUGGUUUUAUUAACAACUUUAAUGCUGAAAUGUUCUCCAUGAUGAAGAGCAACAUGGACAUUCAAUUAGUUUUUGAGCCAUAUGGUUGUUGCACCUACAUAGUCAACUAUAUCAAUAAGUCCCAAAGAGGUGUGUCUGAUAUUUUAAUGAAGACUAUGGAAGAAAUUAAAAAAGGUAAUUUAGAUGUUAAGGGCAAACUUAAAUCUCUUGCAGCAGCUUUCUUAAAUGCGAGCGAAGUAAGUGCCCAGGAAGCCGCCUACAGCGUGUUACAACUACCGAUGCAUGACACCUGUACCUCCUAUGUAUACAUCCAUACAAAUCCAAUCAGGGAAAGGACAAAAAUGUUGAAACCAUUAGCACAACUUAAAGAAAUGGACAAUGACGAUCCCAAUAUUUAUUGUGAUGGUCUUAUAGAACACUAUGAACAGCGGCCUGAUGAGAUGGAAAACAUAUGUUUGGCUGAGUUUGCGGCCUAUUAUGAUUUCUUUAAGAAACAAGCAGAAACAAAGGCUAAUGGUUUACCCUUAAAAGAUGGAAGUGGCGUUUUAGUUAAAAGGGGUCAUGCUAAAAUUUUAGCCUACCGUAGUUAUGGACUUCAGCAAGACCCUCUUAACUACUAUAGGGAACAAAUAAUGCUAUACAUCCCAUGGCGAAAUGAAGUGGAUGAAGUUGAAAAUGAGAACAUUGAUCAACAGACCAUAUACAAAGAUCGAUACCAAGAGAUUGUUGCAAAUCGACAAAAGUUCAAUGUCUUAGAUGAACAGGUAAUCGAUGAAGCCCUGAAACUUGCCGAAGACCGAUCAAAUCAAUUAGACGAUGGUGGAUUCGGUGGAGAAAUCGAUGAUGAGUUUAUGCCUUAUGGACUAGACAACCCCAUUUAUGAUCCAUUCAAUCACAUCAUCGAUAAGAAAGACGAUGAAGCGCCAGUAAAACAUAUCGCUUUCCCAACGCCUCAUCAGAUGAGCGAUUCAGAGUAUGAAGCCCUCAUAAGCAAACUGAAUCACAAGCAGUAUCAGUUCCUUAAUGUCGUGCAAGACAGUCUAAUUGAAGGGGAAACUUUCUACUGCACACUUAGUGGUCCAGCAGGUACAGGCAAAAGUCACCUGAUUACGGCAAUAACCCAGUCGUUAUUGCGCCAUUUCAACUCAAUACCGGGAAAUAAUCCUGAAAGUUUAAAAGUGUUACUUUGUGCGCCUACAGGUAAAGCGGCAUUUAAUAUCGGGGGUAUAACCUUACAUGCGGCAUUAUCGUUACCCGUUAGUCAGUAUGGUGAAGAACUAAUUCCGUUACACCAUGACACCGUUAAUACUAUAUAUUGUAAUUUGUAUGACUUAAAAUUAAUUAUCAUAGAUGAAUAUUCCAUGGUUGGCGCCAGAUUGUUUGACCAUAUUAACAGUAGAUUGCAGCAAAUCUUUAAAUCUGACGCCAUCUUUGGAAAUAUUUCAAUAAUUUUAUGCGGCGAUAAUCGUCAAUUACCCCCAGUAAGGGAUAUGUAUAUUUUUUGCCCAGUAAAAACAAAUCCGUAUAAAGAAUUAUGCGGAACGUAUCUGUGGGAUCAUUUUAAAUAUUUUGAACUUUCAGAAAUAAUGAGACAGAGUGAAGAUAAGUCUUUUGCAGUUGCCCUCAAUAAUAUGGCGUUUGGUAAAAUGACCGACGAAGAUGUGCAAUUGAUCAAGUCCAGGGAAGUCGACAGUAUUGACCAAAUUCCUGAAGACACUAUGCAUUUAUUUUGCACCAAUGCAGAAGUAGAUGCAUUCAAUGAAAUGAAACUGUCUACAUUUAAAACCGAGCGAGCCGUAAGUCAAGCCAGAGACGUUAUCAAAGGGAGUUGCUCAGAACGACUAAAAAAUUUAUUUCUGGAACACGCAAAAAGCUUAAAAAAGGGGGAGAGUUUUGGCCUAAUGUUAAAUUUAAUAUUGCAGGUAGAUGCCAAAUAUAUGAUUUCAAUGAAUGUGGACACCAGUGAUGGAAUAGUCAAUGGUGCAACAGGCAUCCUACGUCAAAUAGACUAUGACCGAAGUAAAAUUCCAUUCAGAGUGUGGAUGGAGUUCUUCGAUUCCAAGUCAGGCCAGGAAUGCCGCAAGAGAAACGAAUCCCUUAGGAAGUCUAUGGGUGUGUUAUACACCUGGACGCCCAUAGAAAAAGCUGCAAGAGCUGUUAAAAUUCAAAAAGGCAGCAAUGUUCACGUUGAGCGUCUUCAGUUUCCUCUUGUAAUCAGUGAAGGAAUUACAAUCCACAAGAGUCAAGGUGCCACCUACAAACAGGUGGCUGUUCACAUUGGAAAUCGAAUGACGAGAACCAGUACCUAUGUUGCUUGUAGUCGGGCCACAAAGCUAAGUGGCCUCUACAUCAUUGGAAAUUAAGAUUGAAGACGAUAUUACUACUUUGAUACAACUCUGGUACCGCUCUUUCCAAAAAUAGACUGCCAACCUGUGGAGAAUAUAG